UUUGUUUUCUUUUUGUUUACCUCCUUAUUCCACUUUUUAAGAUUUUCUUCCAAAUGGGUUCACAUUAAUUUUAAACAAGAAUGAGAGGCCAAGCUUGUCCUUAAGUUUACACACUUUUUUUUAAAAAAAGUUGAGUAUAGAGAUACUCAACAAAGGUAGAGAAGUAAUAUCAGCUUCACGAUGCCAGAAGAAAGGGAUGAAUUACAAACAGGCAUUAACAGUGUGGACCAGGGCAGUGUGCAAUUGUCUUCCUCUCUUUGGUACUAGGACAAGCUGCAGUUUGAGUUGAGUGUGUUCUUUCUAAUAAAAAAGGGAAGAGCAAGUACCUUUCUUUGGCCAAUGGACUUGACCAAGCUCCACUUCCCUUUGUCAUGAUGUUCUUCCUGGGUGGAAGGCAAUAGUCCGACCUCCCAAUGGCUCUUGGUCCCCUUGCUGGCGGGAGAUGCCAGAAUGUGCUUCCUUUCAGCUCUGCAGUCCCAUUUAUGAUGUGAAGAUCCCUGUUCGUGGGUGGUGCGUGGGUGUCAAGAGAAAACCCACAACCGCACGCAGGGAAUGGAGAAGGAUGAUGGUUCCGUCUGGCAGUGUUUUCUUUCUCAUUCCUUAUUAGAAUGUUUCCUCAUUUCCUUAAGCCACAAUUCAUAUUCAAACUGUGAUUUGAAGCAACAAGGAUAUAUAUAUAUAUAUGAAGAAGGGAGGAGGACAAAAGGACAGAAGGUAGCCUGCAAGCUCAUUGCUUGCUCCCAAUCCGCUAAACCAUGGUUUGGAGGAUCAGGAAUAUGAUGUCUGAAUAGAAGCUCUGAUUAUAUCUCUAGAGUGCCUGAGCAGCAGGAAUCCCGCUUCUAGUUGACAACAUAUGGCCAAUUCAGUGAUGACAUUUUAAUAGACUUCUAUGACAGAGGUGGUGUUACCCAGUGAACUGUUGUGAAAGAACUCGACAUUUUCUCUGAAAUGCCCAUGCCCCCCCCCUCCAAAGAUUAGUUUUGUGAGGCAUUCCUGAAAAAUGAAGAUUCUGGACAUUCUUCCAAUGUUCAUUUGUGAAUAUUUCAUUUUAUUCAGGCGCCGAGCGUGCCCUCCACAUUAGGCUGUCUUUUGUUCUUACUCUGGCGAUUGGCAUGUUAAGGCCCUUGUCUGAUUGUAUGGGGCUCCUUAUUUUAAUGAGGGCAAGCCUCUUUGCUUGCUGCUCCUGCCAUAUUUUCCCCUUUCUAAAAAGUCAAUGAACUCUCUCAGGCUUGUAGUUAGGACAAAGGGCUUUUUAUGCUGAAUGAAAUUUAUUCCCUGUGACCAGCUUGUGGGAAGCAUAAUACAUUCAUUAGUAACGUUCUGCUUUUUAUAUUCUGCCCUCUUUCGUAUGGCGCAGAGAAGAGAAAUAUCAACAGGAAAGGGGCAUGUGCUAUUAACAUCCAAGAGAGAAGUAGUGGAACUUCUGCACUGACAGAUAUGAUUAGUUCAGGCUAUAGCUGGGCUCUCAAACUGACUAUGGCUCAAAACCCAAAUCAACCUCUGACCUAGUCCUAAAUCUGGAGUCUAAGCAAGGAAAGUACAAUCGCCAUGCAGCAUGCAGUUCAGGUGUGGUUUGGAGAGGAUCCCCCUCUAAGUCCACGAAGUCCGCUGACUCCGAGGCAUGGCCCAGGCUUGGCAGAUGUUUUGCUCUACGACCAGUGGAUAUCUGUCCGACAUGAGGCAACUCUGGUUCCUAUGCAGGAGGACCUCUCCAUCUGGCUCUCUGGCUUGUUGGGGGUAGAACUUACAGCCGACCAAUUGUUGGAAGAUCUUGAUAACGGUGUGUUGCUAUGCUUGUUAGUUGGAGUCAUUCAAAGCACAGUAAAAGAAAUUUGUGACCCAAAUAGUUUAAGGGAUUUCCCUUUGAGAAAAGUCCCCUGUAAGAAAGAUGCGCCUUCGGGAUCCUUUUUUGCUAGGGAUAACACUGCCAACUUUCUCAAAUGGUGUCGCUGCAUUGGCGUGGAUGAGACUUACCUCUUCGAAUCUGAAGGCUUAGUUCUUCAUAAGGAUCCCAGACAAGUGUACCUUUGUCUACUGGAAAUCGGACGCAUCGUAUCAAGAUAUGGAGUUGAACCGCCUGUAUUAGUAAAACUGGAGAAGGAAAUUGAAUUGGAAGAGACCUUAUUAAUGUCCUCUGAUCCUGUUGCUCCUGCUGUCACUCCCAAGUCGUGUUGUCAACAUGGAGAACUACAUGAAGCAGUUAAGCACAUUGCUGAAGAUCCUCCUUGCAGCUGCUCCCACAGGUUUUCAAUUGAGUACCUGUCUGAAGGACGCUACAGGUUGGGAGACAAAAUACUCUUCAUACGUAUGUUACACGGCAAGCAUGUGAUGGUACGUGUUGGUGGAGGUUGGGAUACUCUUCAAGGUUUUCUACUCAAGUACGACCCUUGCCGGGUGCUGCAGUUUGCAACGUUAGAACAGAAAAUCUUGGCGUUUCAAAAAGGUGCUUCCAAUGAGAUUGUUCCCGAUUCAUCUGCUAGAGCGCCACAGCCUCCACUCAUGAAUCCCAUAUCUGUAGUGGAUACGUAUCAGAAACAGAAUUCAAAGCCCUGUACUCCCGUUUCAGAUCCAAAAACUCCACACGUAACUAACAGAAAACAGGCAGUAGCCAAGUUUCCACAAUCAGGUGGUCUUUCUUCCCCCAAAGUGACAACGUGUACGUCUCCUACAAGCCAGCUUGGACCAGGGCACACCAAGUCAAAAGGCUUAGUAGUGAAUAACAAUAUGCCAUCUUCCAAAUCUUCAGCAGCUGCAUCUAAAAAAUCAGCACCUCCUCCUCAUAAAUCAACUUCGGUUUCAAAAGUUCGGCAACCUGUAAAUAAAGGUUCCACCUCCUCUUCCUUGUUGAGAACUGCUGCAACUUCUAAUUCACUUCAGAAGCGUGUCUUGUCACCAGCCAAACUUGCACAUUCCCAGAAUUCUCCAGCUGUUUCGGAUCCUGCCCUUUUUUGUUCAGCGAGUAAGCUUUCUGAGCUACCUGGAACGAAAGCUAAAAGAGUGGCUGUAGAACAAGAUUUCGAUUCUCCUAAUAGCAGAGCUCGGCUUGAUGCUGCAGCCAAAGCUAAGCCUCUUUCAAAAACCUUAGGAAAACCUACAAGGCCAGCUGACAGAAAUCCGCAUGUCCCGAAGCCAACUUUGUCUCAACAGCCUUCUGCAAAACCAGUUCCCAAAAUCGCCACCCAAACAUUACCCGCACAAUCCCAGUCACCCAGAGGCAUGCCAGAAAUUAGCCAGGCCAAAAACAUCAAACCUGCUGUUAGCUCUGCUUUGGUUACAGAUGGUAAAUCAACACAGCUGAUGUCUUCAUUGGGACCGAGGGGUAAAAAUGCAGCCUCAUCUGUUAAGAACCAGACAUCUGUCAAAAAUGUUCAGGUCCAGAAUAGCACGGCGAGAACUCCGGUAGGAUCCAGUGUGUCAAAACAUCCAGAGCGUACCCCACUGUCCGUGGUGCGCCUUCCCCAAAAAUCAACCAAAGUCGAAACCAGGAAAAAGGCUAUGCAAAGUGCUAACAGAGGUCAAUCAGCAGUUAAAUCCUCUCUGAAUGAGAAAAACCUUCAUCCAUCCACUAAGAAUCCUCUUUCAAAAGUUAAGACUACCGCUGUAACUACCAAGGGGACACCUGGAAGCUUAAAGGACCCAACACUGAAGACUAAGCAAGAUGAUAAUUAUUUUGUUAUGAGUGGAAAUAAGAAACUCAAAAAGUUAAAAUAACUAAGGAUAUUAACUGUUGAUGUUGCCUGCUCUUCCGGUAGCUACUUCAUUCAAGUGUAAAAUGUUUAAAUAACAAUAUGGUAAUCAAGAUAUUAACUCCCUUGUCUAUAAAUGAUGUUGUUUGAUAAGCUCUGCUAAUCAGCUAAGACUGUUCACAAAUACAGUAGUACAUUGAUCUCUAUAGGGCAUCUUACUUUAGUCUGUACUCUAUGCAUCUUUAGUACAAUUCUGGCAUUCAUGUUUGAUGUGACAAAGUGUUCGUUUCUCAUGACAGAUAUUUCUGAAUGGAUCCCAUGUGCCACCUAGUAUUUUUCUUACCAGGAAAAAACAGUAAGGAGCAGGAUCCUUUAUAGGAGCCUGUAUUAGUGGGCAUCGGAAGGUACGUUUAUCAGGAAUGUGUACAAUCUCCUGAUGACAUUAGCCCUUUUAGGAGACGCUCUUGUGCAUUGAUUCAGAACUUUGUCUAAAGAUGCUUUUUAUCAAAAGUGGAAUUGGGAAAUUGAGCCUUGUAUUCUAAACACUAAUUUCAGUAAGAAUAAGAUGUGAGUAAGUUUUUUUAAAAAAAUAACAAACAAGGUAGAAGUAGCCAACAUGUGAGUAGCUUUAAAUUGGGGAGAGAUCAGAGUUAUUAUUAGUAGUAGUUUGGCUGAUCUUGAAUGCUGAACAGAAAUGGUUAGUUAGCUUUAGGGCAUAUCCCAUGCUACAGCUCUGUUCUGCGAUGGACUUCCAUACGCACAACAGACCUUCCUCCUUCGCUCCCAUCCCCUCCAGCUCCCCGCUCAAAAUCUACUCUGGCGAGUUGGGAGAGUGUCCAGAGGUGAGGGGUUUUUGGGGGGCGGGGAUGGCAGGAACAGAAGAAACAGAAGUUCUGCUGGGGCACUGGAACUACACAUGUGAAGCACUGGAUACAACCCUUCAUUUUUAAGGGGUAUUUAUUCUAAUUUAAAAGCUCUUAUGUAAGUCCCAUUUAAGCGUUCAAUAAGAACACUAAAAAUUUCUGCCUUAAAACAUAACUUCAGUGCCUUAGCACAUGAUGUGCUCUGUUGUAUCACAAGAUAUUUUAAAUAUCUGAGUUCAGACGUGUGCCCUAGUUUAUUCAUGUGGGCUGAGUUCAAGCCUGUGCUGAUCUCAGCAGGGCUUAAGCAAAUGAAACUCUGGGUCUGAUUGCACAGGAACAAUUUAAUGAACGCUGGUGCUUUGUAACUCUUCUGCGUGUCAGUCUUCUGAGGCGAGUGGAGCUUGUGCAGCCACAGUGCUUAAUGGAUUGCAUGCUUAAAAUGCAUUAGCCAAACCUCCCUAUGGGAGGGAAAACACCCCGUAGAAUUCUAGGAAAAAUGCUUGUGUCUGCAGAAGUGGGCGAGCAACCUUCAGAUAAUAUGAUUUACAUCUGUAAGCACAAUUCAAAUGCCUUUCAAAUAAGCUGCCUACGUCGUUUUUUAAUAUUUAUAUUGCACAUUACUUCAUGCUAGCUGCAUAAUUCAUUCCUUGUUGCAUUUAAUACAGCAUAACCUGCCAUAUGCAGCAAACUUUGGAGCGGAAGAAGCUUGAUCUAAGUGUCUUCAGUACAAAGCUGUACAAUUAUCAAGCAAGAUAGUAUUAAUGGCAUGUGUAUACCAGCUUGUAUACACCUGUACUUCCUAAAGCAGUAUUUUUUAGACAUUUACCUUUUUUGAAAAAACCCCAACAACUUCGCAGUUCCUUCUCCAUAGAUUCCCCCCCCCCAAAAAAUGUAGGCAUCAGGAAAAAUCACUUUCUCACAAAACUGUCUGCAUGUUGCACUGCCUAAUAUCAAAUCAUGUCUUUAAUUGCAAAGUACAUUGCGAACCCAGGUGAAAUUGAUCUUGAGAUAAUGGAUUCUGCCCAAAAUCACAAAUUAGUAAACCAUUAUUGACUGAAGUGGAAAUAAGCAGCCACGCACCCCCCACCCCCACCCCUCUCUUCACAUCUGCUGUAGCUGCACUUAAAAAAGAAACGCCUGACUAGAUGAGGCAGAAUGCAUGUCCCAUUGAAAACAAUGCUGUGUAGACAAAAUAUAUCCACAGUUAGCUUUACAUUCUAACAGUGCGCUGCCAGUUUAAAUUCCUCCUUGAUUCUGUACAUGAUAAUUCCACAGGAACGUGUCUAUACACACCCUUCCCCUUAGCUGCUUUGGAGUGACUAGUUAUAUAUGGCACCUAUAUAGCUCUUACAUAUACGGCAGUGGUUGGGAGACAAAGUAACUGUUGUGCCUGAAAACUACUUUUUAUUUAUUGGAAAACAGCAGUGAAAGAGGUAUUCACACAAGUCAGUGUCCGAUCUUUACUGGCCAUAACAUGAAUAUUCAUUUCUGUACUACCAGUUUCUAUUAUUUAUGGAUUUUUGUAAGUCAAUAAACUGCUGCAAUCUAUGAGAAACGUG
This is a messenger RNA of Podarcis muralis (Common wall lizard), 6108 nucleotides long. The record is from RefSeq and is a predicted model, not a curated record. NCBI's taxonomy places the organism in Eukaryota, Metazoa, Chordata, Lepidosauria, Squamata, Lacertidae.